Molecule: messenger RNA, 1553 nt
Organism: Odobenus rosmarus divergens (Pacific walrus)
Lineage: Eukaryota; Metazoa; Chordata; Mammalia; Carnivora; Odobenidae
Gene: SMYD5
Product: SMYD family member 5
Exons: 13
Coding region: 24-1277 (417 amino acids)
Molecular function (GO): histone H4K20 methyltransferase activity; protein binding
Source: RefSeq, a predicted model, not a curated record
CAAAAGGCGGAGGCGUGCCCAAGAUGGCGGCCUCCAUGUGCGACGUGUUCUCCUUCUGCGUGGGCGUGGCGGGCAGGGCCCGGGUCGCAGUGGAAGUCCGCUUCGUUAACAGCUCUAAGGGAAAAGGGCUGUUUGCCACACAACUGAUCCGGAAGGGGGAGACCAUCUUUGUAGAACGGCCCCUGGUGGCUGCGCAGUUUCUCUGGAAUGCACUUUAUCGCUACCGAGCCUGUGAUCACUGCCUUCGGGCACUGGAGAAGGCAGAGGAGAAUGCCCAGAGGCUGACUGGGAAGCCAGGCCAGGUUCUGCCUCACCCUGAGCUGUGUGCCGUGCGCAAGGACCUCCACCAGAACUGUCCCCAGUGUCAGGUGGUGUACUGCAGUGCAGAAUGUCAACUGGCAGCUGCUGAGCAAUACCAUCAGGUCCUGUGCCCAGGGCCCUCCCAGGACGACCCCCUGCAUCCUCUCAAUAAGCUGCAGGAGGCCUGGAGGAGUGUUCACUACCCCCCUGAGACGGCAAGCAUCAUGUUGAUGGCCCGGAUGGUGGCCACGGUGAAGCAGGCCAAGGAUAAAGAUCGUUGGAUCAGGCUCUUCUCCCAGUUCUGUAAUAAAACAGCCAAUGAGGAGGAGGAAAUUGUCCACAAACUCCUGGGGGACAAAUUCAAGGGCCAGCUGGAACUUCUGCGGAGACUCUUCACAGAGGCCCUUUAUGAGGAGGCGCUUAGCCAGUGGUUCACACCAGAUGGAUUCCGGUCUCUCUUUGCUCUUGUUGGGACCAAUGGCCAAGGAAUUGGGACCAGCUCCCUGAGCCAGUGGGUCCAUGCCUGUGACGCUCUGGAGCUGAAGCCUCAGGACCGAGAGCAGCUGGACGCCUUCAUUGACCAGCUGUACAAGGACAUCGAGGCAGCAACUGGCGAGUUUCUUAACUGUGAAGGAUCUGGCCUCUUUGUGCUUCAGAGCUGCUGUAACCACAGCUGUGUCCCCAAUGCAGAGACCUCCUUCCCAGAAAACAAUUUCCUUUUGCAUGUCACUGCCUUGGAGGAUAUCAAGCCAGGAGAGGAAAUCUGCAUCAGCUACUUAGACUGCUGUCAGCGCGAGCGCAGCCGUCACAGCCGCCACAGGAUCCUCAGAGAGAACUAUCUGUUUGUCUGUUCCUGCCCCAAAUGCCUGGCAGAGGCUGAUGAGCCCAAUGUGACCUCGGAGGAGGAGGAGGAGGAUGAAGAGGAGGAAGGAGAGCCAGAAGAUGCAGAGCUGGGGGAUGAGAUGACCGAUGUGUGAUGUCACCCUGCCUGGAAGGGGCCCCUGCCCCAGACCCUGCAGGAAAAGGGGGCCUCCCCACAGAGAGGAGGCUCGGAAGGAACUCCCCACUCCCCUUGCCUGCUUUCUCCAUACCCCCCCUCCCCCACCCCCCGUUCCAGCUCUGUUUCUGCCAGAGAGUAGGACAGAGGCUGGACCCUAGGCCCUAGGCACUCACCUCCCACCAGACCUCAUGCCCUGGACACUGCUGCUGAGUGGCUUAGGCCCUGCGCUGUCCCCGAGCCUCUCAGAACUGCC